Suillus discolor is the source of this 1000-nucleotide messenger RNA. RefSeq lists its product as uncharacterized. The transcript is spliced from 3 exons. Bases 267 to 830 code for a protein of 187 amino acids. Lineage: Eukaryota; Fungi; Basidiomycota; Agaricomycetes; Boletales; Suillaceae. The record is from RefSeq and is a predicted model, not a curated record.
CGACUUUCUGAAUAAGAGCAUUCAGCUGUGCUCAUGGUGUCCUCAACUCCUAGAGUUGAUGAACGUGUAAGACGAGUUGCCGCUGUUGAGAGUUGUAUUAGCCCUCAUAAUAACCCAUCGUCACCCAUGGCAUGAGGAGCAAGGUUGUUGAUGCUGGGAAAAGGGUAAGUGUAUGUCCCUCCCUCUUGCCAUAUCUACUUCUCACACUCACUCAAACCGCACUCGACCUCCAAUCCCAAGACCCACCGUCCUACAUCCGCGGCUGAAUGCACGCAUGCCAGCAUCGUGCGCAGCCCACCCCCUUCCCCCUCUCCAUACUUCAAAACUCAAAACAUUCAUUCACGACCACCUCCUCUACAUGGACCCUGCACGCGUUUUUCCCACCUUGCCCAGCACGGCCAGUUCCAGAGUUGCGGCCCCAGCCCUGUCGCAUACCCUUCCCGAUCCAACAGUUCAGCUACCGCAGCAGUACAUUGCAUGUUGAUAUCAAGGUCCCGAUUAUGUUGAGUUGGGUGGAGGAUGUUGAAGCCGUGGAAGAAGGGGAGCUGGAGAAAGCGCGAAUGGAGAAGGAGGAGGAGAGGUUACUUUGGAGGGGGUUGACUACGGGGAUUCAUCAGAGGCUGGGUGGUGCAAGUGUGAACGGCUGGUCGACUCGGUCCAAGAGGCUGGUGACAAGUAAUUUGGUCCAGUUCAAGUCUACGAUGUAUCCUGAAUGGUUUACCCACCGCAUCGCUCCCUGGGUGCAUUACAUCCCCAUCCAAACUGACUACUCUGACCUGUAUGACGCGUUCCUCCUCUUUUGCGGACUCGAGCGGGCACGGUGCACAUGAAGACCUUGCACAGAAGAUUGCGAGGGCCAGGGAGUAGGGUUUGGGGUUUUGGAGGAGGGAGGGUAUGGUCGCUUAUCUGUAUACGUGAGUAGGUAUGUGCGCACGAAGGGUUGCGUUGCGUUGGAUGUCGGAUUCCAUCUCGCGCGCGAUGUUGAUUUGUUUUAUCCUUA